GCCUGGAAAAGUAGGUGUGGAGUUGGGUUGGAGCUGGGGCACGUGAGAUUUCACGUGUAGAAGCAGAUGGGUUUGAUGUGGCUGGUUGUGUGGGUGGACUACGGAAACUUUGAACCUAAAAAUGGGCAGGGGCCUGAGGAUGGAAAGGGUGGAGCCCUGUAGCUCGAAAAAGCUCACGGUCCAGUUUUACAGUCUCGCCGUCGCCGUCGGACCCCGUCUUUGGAAAAGGAAUUCCCCAGGACCGAAACGGCCACUCUCCAGAGCUCUCGGCCCAGAAUAAAGACCAACGUCCCGCCACCUUUGCCCAAUCAUGUCGGCGUCAAGCAGGGGAGGAAGUGCCGUAUCGGCGCUGCUGAGGAACUCGCCCAGGGUAUGCUCGCAAUGCAGGGCAAGCCAACCGCCAUAUCUUUCCGCCUCUUCCUCGCCAUUGAGCGCCGCCCGCCGCUUUUAUGUCCAGGGCGCGACAUCGGCCUCUUCCCCUGAGACGACUCUACCUUCGUCGCCGUCGUCCUCCCCCCUAGAAUCCACGCCCACAGACGCCGCCGCGGCUACGACGCGCUACAGGAUCAGGGCGGGUGUGAUCCUGACGCGGCCGCCGCUGCUAACGCGGGAGCUGACGCCGUUCGAGUCCUCCUUCUUCCUCUACCAGAAGCGCCUAAACGAGCGGCUGACGCCCAAGUUCCGGCCCAAGCUGUACUUCAAGACGGACACGGCGGCGCAGCUGGACUGGCGCAUCAAGCUCAAGGAGCGCCACGGCGUGGCCGCCAAGGACAUUGGCCGCUACAACCCGCGCGGGCGCACGGCGUGGAACGACGAGCUACUAGUGGGCAGCCGCACGAGCUCGCCCGAGGAGAUGUACGACCGCCUACUGCACGACGCCCAGUCCCGCAUCAGCGAGGACGGCGAGGUCAUCCCCGUCGACGAGCUCGUGCCCGUCGAGCGCCCCAUGCCGCGCCGCACCGAGGCCGACGAGGAGCACGACGUGCGCCGCCUCGACCGCGCCCUCGACCGCACCCUGUACCUAGUCGUCAAGCGCCAGCUGCCCCCCAGACUGCUCGACGGCAAGCAGUCGACCGUCUGGGUCUUCCCCACCGCCGACGUGCUCACGCACGAGGCGCUACACGAGACGGCAGCGCGCGCGCUUGCCGAGUCGGCCGGCGUCAACAUGAACACGUGGAUCGUGGGCCGCGUGCCUGUGGCCCACUACGUGCGCGCCCCGCGGAUAACACAUAAGGACGAGGACCUGCCGCUGUCGCGCCAGAUGCAGCAGCAGAACCGCACCGAGAAGGUCUUCUUCCUCAAGGGCAGGAUCAUGGCCGGCCAGGCCAACCUGGCGGGAAACCUGCACGGCCUGACCGAUUUCCAGUGGCUGACGAGCGACGAGCUCAAGGACGUUGUCUUCCCCGACUACUACAGGAGCGUCGAGAACAUGUUUGACGCUAGGUGAAGACAGACGAGAACUGGAACUGGAACUGGGGGGGCAUGUAUAUAUAUCUUGUUUUCGACAAGGACAAAAAAUAAGAGGAAGCAGGGCUCGUGUGUCUGUGUAUGUGUGGGCGGCUGUGGCGAGUGAGCGGGUGGUGGCUGGCUAGCUAGCUAGCUCGAGGCGGUCGAGGUACCUAUCACCUACCUAGACUACCUAGGGAUCUACCGAAAAGCCUGGCCGGGGCAGGGGGGCAAGAACUAGAGAACAGGGGAGGCUUAUCUCAUGCUCUCGUGGCUGAUCUUGUGUGAGUGUGGGCCCUGUUGUAAUCUAUAUAGAAGAGGAGAAUAGAGGAGGGGGCUAGAUAUGUAUGUCUACUAUCUAUUACAGUACUUACCUUA
This is a messenger RNA of Lasiosphaeria miniovina, 1824 nucleotides long. RefSeq names its product 39S mitochondrial ribosomal protein L46-domain-containing protein. Gene Ontology annotation, molecular function: structural constituent of ribosome. The coding region runs from base 311 to 1447 and encodes 378 amino acids. Gene Ontology annotation, cellular component: mitochondrial large ribosomal subunit. Lineage: Eukaryota; Fungi; Ascomycota; Sordariomycetes; Sordariales; Lasiosphaeriaceae. The record is from RefSeq and is a predicted model, not a curated record. The transcript is spliced from 3 exons.